ACAGUGUUUCUGGCCUGGAUAUUCGUACGAAGUGAUUGUUACGUAAACUUAUCGGAUCUCUCUUUUACUCUUGUUGUAUAGCCAGAUCCACUAGCGCUCAUUAUUAAAUUAGAUACGCAUUCUUGACUUUUAUUUUCAUUGCUUGUUAUUUCUUGAAUAGUCGGUGGACUUCUUUUUAUAUUUUGUUGAAUUUUGUUACAAUGGAUUCAACUUUACGUGAACAAGUCAUGAUAAAUCAAUUCGUGUUAGCGGCAGGAUGUGCUCAAGAACAAGCUAAACAGUUAUUGCAAGCUGCUCACUGGCAGUUCGAGACAGCAUUAUCAAUAUUUUUUCAAGAAGUGGCAAUACCAGCUGGGGCUAAUGGAAUUGCAGCACCUCAUUAUCGCCAGCAACUGAUGACGCCAUGCAAUACACCAGCUACUCCUCCUAACUUCCCCGAUGCGUUAGCGGCGUUUUCGCGGUUGUCAACGACGGGCAGCCCAAAUAAUGCGGGUGGGGGUUGUGCAAGUGCAGCGGCGCCACCUGUAUCGCCGCUAGCCACUCACCCGCCGCCGCCUCCGCCUCCGCCACAUGUUCAAAUGAACAUGUUUCCUGGCACUCCAAAUCCUCAGACUAAUUAUUCGUCAAUCUCCUGCUCAACUGCUAUGUGCAGCGAAAAUAUGCCAAGAUAAAUUUGAAGGUAUUAGUUUAGGAGCAUCUAUAAUUUAUUUUUCUAAUGGUGCGCAAUGUGAGCUGUGGAAUUGUGUAUGAAAUGUAUAUUACUUUAGUAAACACCCUAUAGCAGCGUUGGUUUGCUGGACAAUAUUUGGGGUGUGGUACUGUAGUCAAUCAUGUUAAAUUUAUUACAAAAUAUCGUAUCUACAUAUUUAUAUGUAUACAGUGGUUUCAGAAUAUGCACAAUAAAUCCUAUUAAUUGUGUUAGUUUUUGGUAAUUGAAAUUUAUAAUGUGAUUGUAAAAUAUUAUAACAGAAAAUGUAAUGGAAUCGUAAAUAAUCAUGACUUUAACAUACAGAGUGAGAAUUUUGCUUUAGCUUCUAAAGUUCCAUUGUAAAUAGCUAAUUUCUCAAUGACCAUCUAAAAGAUACCACUUAACAAAUUUGUGAAAUGCUCCCCUAAUAAUUAUAUAUAGUUGACACUUUCAUAAUACUGAAAUUUUGCUACAGAUUAUGGCGUACUGUUAUUGAGUUGAGCAGUACAAAAUAUAACUUCUGGUGUGUAGACUACUAUAGAAGAAGCUUUACGAUUUCAAGACUUAAUUUAGAUUUGAAAGUGUGGAUUAACAAAAAACUAUUACUGUAAGAAUAGCAUGUCUGUUAAAACUUGAUACUACUGUGGUUGUUAUACUUAAAACAUAUUUUUAAAGGAAAGUGGUUUCAUAGUUUCAAUUAUUAUUAGGUACAUGGUGAUAUUCUGUCACAUCUUAGUAAUAGCUUUAAAAUAUAGGUCAAACCCAAAACACAUUGUGCGUUGCGGCGUGCACAUCACUGUAAACUAAAUAGCGUUAUCUUUUUUAAAUAAAGAUAAUGUAUAUAAAGGAUAAAAAGACAUAUUUCUGAAAUAAAAUAUUUUCUGACCUGUCCGGUGGUUGCAUAUUCCUUGAUUCUUGGAAGGUACUAAAAUCGAUACUGGCGUAGAAUAGAUAUUCGUGGAAGGAAUUGGUUGUAACAGAGAGCAGGUUGCCAUAAGAAAAGAGGCUGCUGUAAUAAAUCGCCAUAAAAACUUAGCUCAAGGUUCAAGCUUAGGAAACCAUCAGUUUGACGUUGAAGGCAUAAUUUUAAAAGAUUAGUAUGGAGAAACCACCGAAGGAACUUUUUCUUUUGCUGGAAUUUCAAAGUCUUAGGUUAUCACGAGACGUCGUAACAUUCGAGUGUGUUUUGGUCGUUUGUAACGAUGACAAUCCGAUUCAACAGGUCCAGAGAUAGCUAGGGCUUAUCCAUUUACAAUGAUUUACUGAUUUUGUUACAGAUAGUUUACUCAAUAAGUAUUGAUAAUUCUUGUGAGUUGUAUACUUACUUAGUUGUAUUUGCCAUCUAUGAAUGUAAUGAGACUAGUCGGGCAUAUUGUUCUUUACAAAAAUAUGCACUUUCCAUGUUAAGUAUAUUGUGAAAAUCUUCUAAUAAAUACUGGUGGUACCUACAUUAAUUUAGGCUGAAAAUAAAAUUAAGCAACGCAAGUUGCACCGAAAUUGUUGAAAUUUUCAUCUUGGCAAAGAUCUUUAGUAGCCAUAGCAUAUUUGCACCUGUAUGUUUUCUCAAUGUUGAUAUUACAUAUUUUUAUUUUAUAGUGUUAUUUCAUAAUGUCUUACUUUUAUAAGACACUAAUUGCUUUUUUCGGCUGUCACGAAUAAAAAUGAUUGUAUUAUAAACGAGUUUCAAAUAUUUUUUUAUUAAUUAUAUUUUACCUUCUACAGGAGCUUAAUAAGUUAAUAACAGAACUACAACUACAUUUAGUUAUUAAUUUUUACUUACCAAGUCAUAAAACAUAUUUGAAAUAAUUUCUACUAAACAGGUAAAAGGCUUACCUAACAAUAAUCAGCAUUUUACAAAAAACAAUAAUCAAAUCCUGUUUAAAAUUCUAGAUCCCGUUUUGUGGACCACUGUAGGUACCUAGAGUUGUAAUUGUUUUUUUUUUUAUUAAUUACCUGAAUAAAAAUAAUUGAAAUCGAAA
Messenger RNA from Trichoplusia ni (cabbage looper), 2667 nucleotides. Its product is annotated as UBA-like domain-containing protein 1. The transcript has 4 exons. The record is from RefSeq and is a predicted model, not a curated record. Bases 201 to 671 code for a protein of 156 amino acids. Lineage: Eukaryota; Metazoa; Arthropoda; Insecta; Lepidoptera; Noctuidae. Gene Ontology annotation, molecular function: protein binding.